GUACCUGGCCAGCGGCUCUGGGGACACCACCGUCCGCUUCUGGGACCUGAACACGGAGACGCCGCAUUUUACUGCCAAGGGUCACCGUCAUUGGGUGCUGAGCAUUGCUUGGUCGCCCGACGGAAGGAAACUGGCAUCUGGGUGCAAGAACGGGCAGAUAAUGCUCUGGGAUCCAAGCACCGGGAUCCAGAUUGGCCGUAUCUUGGUGGGUCACUCUAAGUGGAUCACUUCGCUCUGCUGGGAACCUCUGCAUUUGUAAGUCACCACUCCAGCUC
Molecule: messenger RNA, 275 nt
Organism: Notechis scutatus (mainland tiger snake)
Lineage: Eukaryota; Metazoa; Chordata; Lepidosauria; Squamata; Elapidae
Source: RefSeq, a predicted model, not a curated record